GCUGCCCGCAUGCUGGGCCGGGGGCGCCGCCGGGGCUCCCGCCCUGGGCUGCAAGGCCGCCGCUGCCACGGGCGCCCGGUAUGUCGGUGCACUACACCCUCAAUCUGCGCGUCUUUUGGCCCCUGGUGACCGGCCUGUGCACUGCUCUUGUGUGCCUCUACCAUGUCCUCCGGGGAAGCGGGGGCGACCGGGCUGAGCACCCCGACGGUGCGGACGGCGGCUUCCCGCUGCUCAAGGUGGCCGUCCUGCUCCUCCUGGGCUACAUCCUCCUGCGCUGUCGCCACGCUGUCCGGCAGCGCUUCCUGCCGGGGGCUCCCCGCCUGGGGAGACACUCCACCUUUUCUCCUAGACACUUCGGAGAGCCCAGCCUUGGCAUCUUGCUGGAGAGUUACUACGAGCACGAGGUGCGCCUCUCCCCGCACGUGCUGGGCCACAGCAAGGCGCACGUAAGCCGGAUCGUGGGCGAGCUGGUGCGGGCUGGCCGCGCCCGGGGGUCCCCGGGCCCCAUCCCCGGCGGGGCGCUGGCGUUGGCCUUCCGCGGAGACUUCAUCCAGGUUGGCAGCGCCUACGAGCAGCAUAAAAUCCGGCGGCCCGACGGCUUCGACGUGCUGGUGCCUCUGCGUCUCCCGCCGCUGGUGGCGCUGGAGCCUCGGAGCCUGGGCGCCGAGCCCGCGCUGGCCCCAGCCUUCCACGGUUGUUUCGUGUGUGCACUCAAGGCGCCGCCGGGGGCCUCCGGGGGCCACUGGCUCCGGGACUGCAAGCCCUUCGCCGACGGCUUCUGCGUGGACGUGCUCGGGCGGCGCCAUCUCUCCGCCACUAUGGUGCUUCGCUGGUUCCAGUCGCACCUGCAGCGUUCCCUGGCCACAGUGCGCUACAGCCUGGAGGGGCGUUGUCGCGUCAGCCUGACCCCCGGCGGUCUGGAGCAGCCCCCCACCCUGCACAUCCUGCCGUGCCGAACGGAUUACGGCUGCUGCCGCCUUUCCAUGGCAGUGCGUCUCAUCCCCGCUGUGCAUGUGGGCGAUGGCGUUUUCCUCGUGGCACCACCACCGCCACCCUCACCUGUCGGGCCCCUGUCGGAGCUCCCGGGAGGCCUGCGCACGGAUGCCCUGUGGGGUGUGAACACAGCGCGCCAGGAGCAGAAGCUGCUGAGCUGGCUGCAGGAACGGGCCCCUCCAGGGGCCUGCUACCUCAAGUGCCUGCAGUUGCUUAAAGCUCUGCGAGAUCUGGGCGCCCGCGGGCUGGACCCGACGGCUGCCACACAGUGGGGACGCAUCCUGUCCUCGUACAUGCUCAAGACAGUGCUGCUGGCGGUGCUGCUGCGCGAGGGGGCUCCGGCUCAAGGCUGGGACGAGGCGCACGUGGGCGAGCGGUUGGAGGAAUUAGUGCAGUUCCUUAGGGACUGCCUGCUACGACGCCAUACGCUCUUCCACUGCGUCCUGGGCCCAGGUGGGGCCGCCGCCGAGGUCGGCCCACUGCCCAAGGUUCUGCGCGAAGCCGCCCCCGUUGACCUUCUGGCUGCAUUCGACGGGCAUGCCCGGGAACUCGCGGCAGCCAGGUUGCUGUCCACGUGGCGAAGGCUGCCCCAGCUUCUCCGGGUCUAUGGGGGUCCUCGCUACCUUGACAGGUGCCCCCCACCCCGGAGUCAGCGCUCCCAGGGCUUCCCUGGAGAUGAACCAUAACCCUUGACAGUGCCUCCACCUGGCCCAAAGCUCCGAAAGCUGCUCGGACCUGAUGGAGGUGGGGAUGGCAAGGAAGCCAGUUUAACGCAAGGAAAUGAGCUGCCAAAGGUGUUGGAAAAUUCAGAGGGGACAUUUGGGAGCUUAAAUGUCACCCCUGGCUCCAAAGCCGGUAUAGUUAGGGCAUCUUUUUCCCACCAGCGUGUUCAGAGCAAGCUACAGAGAGACAUCAGCUAAGAGUUGGUCCAAAUGUUGGUUUGUGUGAAAUGAUUCUGUAGAAGGAUCCAGCUUUUAGGGAAAUCCAGUAAAGACAGGAAGCAAGAACUAGCUGCAGAGAAAGUUCCGGCUGUCAGUUUUUGAGAUGCAGAUCUCUGGCCCCCAGAUUUAAAGAAGCUAAUGUCUUUUGAUAUAACUACUUGGGAGGUCCUGGGUUCCUGAUGGUCUUCCUAAUAAUCUGAAUCUUUACAACUGGAAUCGAAGUUCAAUUCUAGGGGCUAGUGUUCUGAGGAACACAGUUUCCACUGUUCAAAUUAAUAUUCAUGUAUUUUUUAAAUGGUGCAAUCACGGGUGUUUGACAGGAUUGCAGAGAAUGAAAUCAUGUGUUGGGAGAUCAUCAGGAGUUGGUUAGAGAAACUUCCAGAGCAAACAGCACUGUGUUUCGAUCAGUCCUUUCAUUUUGUGGCGAUUGCCAGGGCCAAGUUAUUGCCUCUGACAGGGAAACCGGUUCCAUUUAUUAUUAAGAAAUGUGCAGUCUUAAAAAGCAGGCUUGCUUAGCAUCCCUGCUGGUACCAGCCCGCACCCAUCCAUGGGGGGCCUGCCGUGUGCCAGGCACAGUGCAGAGGAGCAAAGAAUCCAUGUUUAGGACAACACAGGUGAGGAUGUAAGAACGUUUUGAGGAAGAUCUAGUUCGAUUUUCGCCUAUGAAGGUGACAGCUUGCUGCUGGCUGGAGACAGAAACGUUUUGUUGGUUUUAAGCCUUUUAAACAGACUCCUCAGCAUGGUGAUUUCUUUCUGAGAGUAAUGAGCUAAUGAAGAGGCUGCGCCGGCUGUACUUAGCUCUCCCCGUCAGUGCUCAGCGAUGGUUAGUGGCUAUAAAGUUUCUCUCCGGGAGCCCUGGCACCUUUAAGUAAGUGGUUCCUAAGGCCACCUUGAGGCGUGGUUGAUUCAGCCCAGGUCUUGAAAAGCAUUUCACAAAGAAUUCAGUAUCUUGGGUUCUGAGCUCCCAGCUGGUCAGCCUAGGAGAGUAAGUGAGGGGAAGGAGAGUGGGGGGGGCCCUUGUCAGGGGUCUGCUGGUUUUUCUCUUUGGACGUAAAUAUCCCCAACGCAGCCCACCAUCUGCUUGCCUAAUAGAAAACGCAACCUGUCCCACCCAGUGUAGACUUGGGGACUUUUUUUUUUUUUUUUUUUACACAAAGACAUGUACUAACUUAGAGUCUUAAAGGUAAAACCUGGAAGACAGAAGGAGCCGUCUGAAUAGGGCCAUUGUUCCACCUCUGAGUUGUUUGGAGGGAAUUCUUUAAACUUUCUUGAGGGGACUGCUUGGCCAGUGCAGGAAGUCACCGUGAGUAAUGGUUGGCAGGGUAGCCUCAUGGGAGCUGCAGACACUUCUGUCUUUUGCCACCUUGGACUGUAAGAGAAGUAGUUGCAAAUGCUGUGCCUCCUCUUGGAGGCUGCUCUGGGGACCGUUCCGCUUGAUGUCACAAAGGCCAUUCCCAGCUUUUGAGGUCAGUGUUAGGUCAUAAGGUACUGCAUUUAGUAAAGGGAUCAGUCUACCAACUUCCUGCGAAGAUAUAAACUGCACAGUGUUUCUUAAACUUAUUUUUGAAAAUAGAUGCCAAAAUACGUAGAUCUAUAUAUAUAAACAUAUAUAUAUAUUUAUAAUGUUUCCAUAUUGGCCCCAAUUCCCCCUGUAGUCAUUAAAUCUACUGAAGUGGGAACAGCAAGGCUCUUGGAGGGAUUAUAAAGCUUUAAAAAUGGAAUUUUCCAGAUGUUUCUAGCUGAGUUGAUAGGUUCCUUUUUUUUUUAAUCAUUCUCGUCUUUUGAAGUGUAAAUCUGGUAACAUGCUGUUCUUGUAUUUUUGAUAUUUUUUUUCUUCAGGUUAAUUACCCAAAGCCUCAUCCAUCCUCAAGAUUUUUAAAUUUCAUUAUUGGUUUUAAGUUAAUGGGGCAUUGUGUUUGUGCAUUUUUAAAAUAUUAGUGUUUUAUUUAAGUGCCAUGCUGAGCAGUUCUCUGCACAUGGUAACCAAAAGUUAGAGAUUUCGAUCAAUUUUGAUCAAUGUUUAGCGGUCCCAAACAGGGACUGUGUACAAAUGAAAUAAUACGGCAUAUUAGCCAGGUGUGACGGUCUCCCACGGCACUUAAAUUAAGUUCAAUCCUGUAUUUUCUCAGGGUUUCAUCAUGUCCUCGGUCUGAAAUGUACAUACACAUUUUUGGUGUAUACUUGGUACUAGAGAUUCACACAUGCAAAUACUCUUAUACGAGAAGCCUCACAAUGGCUCACGUUUAAGAAAAAAAAGAUAAAUCGACCAGCCAGUGCCCAAAGAAAAAGUUUUAGGGAAGAUGACGCAGCCGUUUUGCCCAAAGACAAUCUUCAGUUACCUCCCGCUGACCAGUCAUGGGAGCCGUCCUGGAAGGCUCACGGGCUGCGAGGAGGAGCCGGGUUUUUUUGCAAAAAAAGGAAAUGGAAGCUGAAAGAAGGGAGGAUGGAAGCGUGGAAGUGAGGAAGAAAUCUGAAGAAUUCAGGAAGGAAGACUUAAGAGAGACGUGAAGGAAGAGAAGGGGAGAAGGGCAGACGGGGUGGAAAUUACACUGGGGGUGCAUGAGGUUUGGGUAGGAAACGCAUUUUUAGGUGUGUGCUAUUUCAAACCUGGGGUCGCAAACUCAGCAGUCUGCAGGGGCGAGGCAGGGAGAGGGGUAUGGGAAGGGGUGG
Suricata suricatta (meerkat) is the source of this 4604-nucleotide messenger RNA. It is a transcript of the gene ITPRIPL2, whose product is annotated as ITPRIP like 2. The transcript has a single exon. The record is from RefSeq and is a predicted model, not a curated record. NCBI's taxonomy places the organism in Eukaryota, Metazoa, Chordata, Mammalia, Carnivora, Herpestidae. The coding region runs from base 81 to 1679 and encodes 532 amino acids.